AUAAAACCUAUCCAUUCUUAUAUCCUCAUUGCUUUCAGUCUUAACAUCUACCAAGCUGCUGGUCAUCUGGAGAUUUUCCAGAUGUCGGGGGCAUCUUCAGAUGUUGUGGCAUCUGCCUUCUUGACGAGAUGCCAUGUCUUGGCGAGAUGCCAAGUCACAUGA
Bipolaris maydis ATCC 48331 is the source of this 162-nucleotide messenger RNA. The record is from RefSeq and is a predicted model, not a curated record. Lineage: Eukaryota; Fungi; Ascomycota; Dothideomycetes; Pleosporales; Pleosporaceae.